AAAAAAUAAAAGAUUGGACUAGAAUGCUUUUUAACUUUUGUAGUGGAUACGGCCCCAUCUUUUAAACAUUUUCUGUGUAAGAUUAACAAAAAAUAAAAAUAAAAAUAAACAGAAAAAAGUAAAGUAAAGAAAAACCGAAACAAUACUGUGAAGUAUUUUUAUAUCUAUCAUUACCAAAGCAUUAUUUGGAUUGAUAACGUCUGUUUUUGUAUCUACCGUUACGAAAGCAUUAUUUCAAAUGAUAACGUCUGCUUUUGUCUCGUGUUAAAGAAGCAAUGGCGGAGAGUGUUGCUGGAUUCUUGCUUGAAAAGCUAAGUGCCCUUCUGACUCAAGAAGCAUCCCUACUAUGGGGAGUACGGACUGAAGUAAAAGAAAUCAACCUCGAACUUGAAAACAUGCGAGCCUUCUUAAGGGAUGCUGAUAGAAGAAAGGAUAGCAAUGAAGGAUUGAGAACCUGGGUGGGGCAAGUAAGAGAUGCUACAUAUGAAGUGGAGGACAUCAUCGAUGAGUUCGUGUAUCGCAUGGACAGGCCACAACGAGGUGGAUUCAGGGGUUUUCCCCUUAAUACCAUCACUCUCCUUAGGAAUACCCGCUACAGGCACCGUUUUGCCACUGAACUGCAAGAUCUGAAGAGACGUAUUGCAGCCAUUUCAAUGAGAAAAGAUCAAUAUAAUCUUAUUAAUACAGAAGAUGGAUCAAGCUCACAGGAUGCUAAUGAAAGAUGGAAACAUCGAGGAGAAACUGCUCUUUAUGAAGACGAUGAUGAAAUUGUAGGGCUCCAAGAAAGAAUAGAUCAAAUAGUUUUAUGGUUGACAGAGAAAGAACCAAGACUUACUGUUAUUUCUGUGGUGGGCAUGGGUGGUCUGGGCAAGACCACUCUUGUGGCGAAAGCUUGCAAGCAUCACAUGGUAAAGAAGCAUUUCGAAUGCUGUGUUUGGGUUACUGUCUCACAGUUUUACAAUGUGGAAGGACUUCUAAAAAGUGUGAUAACUGAUCUGUUCAAGAAAAACAAACUUGAGGUUCCGAGCAAUGUUGGCAGCAUGGAUCGACACCAACUAGUGGAGAUGGUGCGUGAUUCUUUGGACACAAAGAGGUACCUUGUGGUCUUAGACGACGUAUGGAAUGUAGGUGCAUGGACAGAUCUUAAUAUUGCCUUUCCACGAAAUAGAUGUGGAAGUAGGAUAAUGCUUACUACUCGAAAUCAGAAUGUAGCCUCUGCAUUAGGGGAUGGAAACCGUCCAUUUCCACUCGAGCGUCUUCAAGAGAAAGAGGCUUGGGUACUCUUCAGUAAGAAGGCGUUUUGGAAGGAACCCUGUCCUCCAGAGUUGCAGCAUUUGGCACAAAAAAUUGUAGAAAAGUGUGGAGGCUUGCCACUCGCAAUUGUUUCUUUGGGCAGCCUCUUAUCAUGGAAAGACAAGACAGCGUUGGAGUGGAAUCGAGUCUACGGAAACCUGAGCUGGCAGUUGACAAAUGAUCAAAUGCUUGAAAGAGUAAAGCACAUCUUGUUGCUUAGCUUCUAUGAUCUACCUUACCAUCUUAAGCAUUGUUUCUUGUAUUGUUGCAUGUUUCCGGAAGAUUAUUUAAUUCAUCGCAAGCAGCUGAUUAGGUUGUGGGUGGCAGAGGGUUUUGUGAAGACAGGUAAAAUUACAAUGGAGGAGGCGGCAGAAGGCUACCUGAAGGAGCUCAUCCAUCGAAACAUACUUCAGGUUGUUGAAACGAAUGGUUUUGGAAGGUUGAGAGCUUGUCGAAUGCACGAUAUUAUGCGUGAAGUGGCAUUAUCCAUAAGUGACGAAGAAAAGUUCUGCAUGACAUACGAUGAGCUGCAAGCAAUGCAAAAUGGCAAAGUCCGCCGCAUGUCAAUCUACAGUAGUGGCGAAAUUAAUCAUUCGAACACAGGUAUGACACAUCUUCGUUCCCUCAUGGUGUUUGAUGGAAACAUGUCGUUUUCAUCUUCUUUAAAUACGAUGGCAUCAAGCUUUAGAUUGCUGAGGGUCUUAAAUCUAAGAGGGAUUCUUAUUGAAAGCAUACCAGAUGAAGUGACUAACAUGUUCAAUUUACGGUAUCUAAACUUAAGUGAAACUAAUGUUAGGGAGCUUCCCGUAUCUUUAUGGAAGCUACAGAACCUUCAAACACUGGACGUCAGGAAUACGAAGCUAGAGAGGCUACCCAGUGGGAUUGUGAAGCUACAGAAACUACGACACCUGUAUAUAUAUCGAAUUACUGACAAGUUCUAUGAUGAUUUUGAUUGCUUCAGUAGCAUCCAAGUUCCUAUAACAAUAUGUAAUUUAACAAGUUUACAGACUCUACGCGUUAUCGAAAACGUAGAAGGGGAGCUUGUUAGAAAAGUUGGGAACUUAACCCAACUGAGAAGUCUCAGCAUUUCUAAGGUCAGAGAAAUCGAUGGAGCUGAGUUGUGCAAUUCAAUCCGAAAGAUGAAACACCUUCUGAAGUUGAGUGUGACUGCAAAUGCAGAGGAAGAAACACUUCAAUUGGAAGCACUCUCUCCUAACCCUCCCCCGCUUCUUCAGAAGCUUUCCCUGAACGGGCGUUUGGAGAAGGUGCCUCGAUGGCUUAGCUCCCUUGUGAACCUCGCCCAUUUGUCGUUGACUUGGUCAAAGCUGAGAGAAGAUCCUCUUCCAUCACUCCAAGCAUUGCCCAAUCUGAUAUCCCUUUUCCUUCGGAGGGCCUAUGAAGGGCAGCAGUUGUGUUUCCGCGAUGGAUCGUUUACAAAGCUAAGUAUACUUUCUUUACGGGAUAUCAAACACUUAAAUCAGAUAGUAAUAGAAAAGGGAGCAUUGGCAAGCAUCCAAGAGCUACUUCUUAUCAACUGUGGAGAGUUGAAGACUCUUCCAGAAGGGAUUGAAUACCUCACUGGACUCCAAGAGCUAGCCUUAUUGGAGAUGCCAACGGAAUUGACAGAUAGGUUGACACAAAAAGAUGGAAGCGAAGAGUACCGUAGCAAGGUGGGGCACAUCCCCAUCAUCCUGCAUGGACAACGUACAGAAGCGGAGGGAUUGGUCAUGGAACCACUCAACUAGUCAUCUAUCCUUCAUUCGUUGAUGAGAUCUAUUGCAGUGUGUCUCUAGUCAGAGUUUUGAGGAGAUUAGCAAGGUGUUGAACAUGAAAAGAGUAAAAUGCAUAGCCGAAUGUCAUGACUCCAUCAAGGAUGUAGAGCUGAAGGGCGUGUAGUGACCUCACCAAGGAAUCGAUGUAGAGCUAAAGGGUAGCAUUUGUCUUGAGUGAGAGGCUUCAGAGGCUAUUGAUGUCGAUUGGGUAUAUUUUUAGCAUGGAAUUUCUAGGACAAGAGUCUGUUUCUAUAUAUGAUAAGUGUGUUUGUCUAUACAUCAACGUAGCUGGAAAUGGGUUUUAUAUAUGACUAUGGGAUUUGCUUAAUAUGGUUGUUAUUUGGACAUGGCUAUGGGUAUUGCUAAACAUAGGGUUUUUAUUUUUAUCGGCAUGGUUGAAAAGUUGGCUUUUGACAUGUACAAUGUUGCAUAUGUGUAUUUGGACAUGGCUGCUUUUACAUUAUAUGUGGUUUUACUUUUCAAACAUAUUUACUGUAUUAUAUGUGCAAAUAGCUUUGGGACGA
This is a messenger RNA of Magnolia sinica, 3589 nucleotides long. Its product is annotated as disease resistance protein RPM1-like. Gene Ontology annotation, biological process: defense response to other organism. The transcript is spliced from 2 exons. Gene Ontology annotation, molecular function: ADP binding. The coding region runs from base 276 to 3038 and encodes 920 amino acids. The record is from RefSeq and is a predicted model, not a curated record. NCBI's taxonomy places the organism in Eukaryota, Viridiplantae, Streptophyta, Magnoliopsida, Magnoliales, Magnoliaceae.